Molecule: messenger RNA, 1329 nt
Organism: Puma concolor (puma)
Lineage: Eukaryota; Metazoa; Chordata; Mammalia; Carnivora; Felidae
Source: RefSeq, a predicted model, not a curated record
AUGCCAUCCCCACUGGGCCCCCCACGCCUGCCCUCUGUGGACCCUGUGGCCACUCUGGAGGAGCCCGAGGCAGCACGCCUGCGUUUCCGGGGAUUCUGCUACCAGGAGGUGGCAGGUCCCCGUGAGGCCCUGGCGCGGCUGCGAGAACUGUGCCGCCAGUGGCUGCGGCCGGAGGCAUGCUCCAAGGAGCAGAUGCUGGAGCUGCUGGUGCUGGAGCAGUUCCUGGGCACGCUGCCCCCUGAGAUCCAGGCCUGGGUGCGGGGCCAGCGGCCAGGCAGCCCUGAGGAGGCUGUAGCCCUGGUCGAGGGCCUACAGCAUAACCCUGGGCAGCUGCUGGGCUGGAUCACAGCCCAUGUCUUGAAGCAAGUGGUGCUCCCAGCGGCACAGAAGAUAGAGGAGUCCUUGGGGAGACCCCAGCCUUCAGGGACAGUGGAACUUCUCAGGGCAACCUCUGGGGAGGAGCCACAGGACACCCAGAUGGAGGGGUCUCCCCAGCUCAGCUGCAGUGUGAAGGAGGAGCCUGAUGCUGAUGGGCAGGAGAUGGCACCUUCCAGCCCCCCACAUCCAUCCCAGUCCCGCGAGGGGUACCCAGGACACCGGGAACCAGCCGCCACCUCCUUCCACCCACCCAGGAUUCAGGAGGAGUGGGGGCUACUGGACCGGUCACAGAAGGAACUGUACUGGGACGCGAUGCUGGAGAAGUAUGGCACGGUGGUCUCCCUGGGGUUACCGGCCCCCUUGCCAGAGGCACGGGUUGAGUCGGAGCCAGGGGUACUGCGCUUGGGGACAGAGGGUCAAAGAAGCCUCCACCCGGGUGAUCACUGUGAGGGUCCACCCCGCUGCCCAGAGGCCCAGCCACCCCAGGGCCCCAGGCCUGUCACCUGGGAGGGCCCAUCUGGGGCCUCCGUCUCCACCAGGGCUACACCGGGAGCAGGGCUGGAGGCCGGCACCCCGCGGAGGAAGCCUUACACCUGUGAGCUGUGCGGCCGAGGCUUUGAUUGGAAAUCGGUGUUUGUCAUCCACCACCGGACGCAUGCGGAUGGGCAGGCCACGCGGGCCCCGGUGCUGGCUGUUGGGGGUGCUCAGAAGCUGCCACCAGGUUCCCGGGAGCCGGGCACACCACGCCACCCCCGGCGUGCACUCCCAGGCCCCCGGAGCUAUGCGUGUGAGGAAUGUGGGCGCAGCUUCAGCUGGAAGUCUCAAUUGGUCAUCCACCGCAAGAGCCACGCAGGCCAGCGGCGCCACUUCUGUGGCGACUGUGGCCGCAGCUUCGACUGGAAGUCCCAGCUGGUCAUCCACAGGAAGAGCCACCGGCCGGAGGCCCCAUGA